UCAAGCUGAAGACUUGCAAAGCGAAGGUAGUGGUGGAUGGAGGAGCGAGGUCGUGCUGGGGCAUAUACAAGGUAUAUGAUCUCCAAGUCAGCGUUGCUCAUCAAGCGUCAACCAUGACCGAGCAAAAAGUCAGCUAUGAACCCAUCUGCCUCGCACGUAUCUCACCUCGAUGAGCAAAAGUCAAGAGCGAUGCAAGAAGCAAGCAAGAACGAGAUGAGAUCACGAUUGCGUACCAAGACGUCAGAAGCUAUCAAUGAUCGGCACGCAACCGUCGAGUCGGACGCACGCGGACGCUCUGGUUCGCCGCCUCGUGACCUUGGUCCGGUCUGCGUGCACUGCUCAGCAGAAGCCGCUUCUCUCUAUCUCGAGUACUCGCCCGGUCAUGUAGCCUUGACACCGUGCAACAAUUGUCACAGCAAAGCUGUCGAUCCCUACGUCGAGUUCGAGCUGCCUAUCAUCUUGCUGGACUUGGUUCUUGUCAAGCCAUCUGCUUAUCGGCACCUCAUCUUCAACAGACAUCAUCUGCAAGCCUUGCCGUUGCGGGGCUCCCGAGCUAAAGCGGCGAAUGCAAGUGACACGGCAUCAAGUAUGAAGUCCAGAUCAUGGAGAACGCUGAGACAAGGCACUGCGUUGGUUUUGGUGGACGCCUAUGUUCGCUGGCACGAUCUCUGCUUGCCGUCUCACCUUUCCGUCUCUCUUCCCGCUACACUUUCAGAUUUGCUGCACUCCUAUCUAUCUGUGCUCGCCGCUGUAGCGCUCGAAGCCGUCGUCUUUCAUUCGACCAUCCACAUCUUGUGCCUUUUGUUUUUAGCCAUCAAACGUCAAGCUGCCACAUGGGCUUCACGGACAUCUCGGAGUGGUCAUGGUUCAAGAAUAGGUGCAAAAGAAGCGACAGGAGGCGCAUCUAGUGUCACCUUUCGAGCGCCUCCUCCGAAAGUCUAGCCACUUCAUCAAGCCGAGGCGCAGUCGGGCAGCUUCAAAUCAUCGGCGAAUGGUUCAUCGAUUUCACCUGGUUGGAGCUGGACUUAGACACUGGUACGGCUGCAGAGUGGGGCGUCAGAU
Molecule: messenger RNA, 1062 nt
Organism: Ceraceosorus guamensis
Lineage: Eukaryota; Fungi; Basidiomycota; Exobasidiomycetes; Ceraceosorales; Ceraceosoraceae
Product: Arv1-domain-containing protein
Exons: 5
Coding region: 136-942 (268 amino acids)
Biological process (GO): intracellular sterol transport; sterol metabolic process; regulation of plasma membrane sterol distribution
Cellular component (GO): cortical endoplasmic reticulum; Golgi apparatus
Source: RefSeq, a predicted model, not a curated record